Molecule: messenger RNA, 452 nt
Organism: Blastomyces dermatitidis ER-3
Lineage: Eukaryota; Fungi; Ascomycota; Eurotiomycetes; Onygenales; Ajellomycetaceae
Exons: 1
Coding region: 96-452 (118 amino acids)
Source: RefSeq, a predicted model, not a curated record
GAGGUAUCUUUUUGUAUUUUUCUGCCGGGGAUGGGCCAGAUUGGGAAGGGCGGUACGAGGGUGAGACUUGGUGUUGGUGUUUUGGAACAUCAAAGAUGGACAGGGUUUUCGCGGAGGUCGCUCCUCGGAUAUCUCCACACUACAGGUCGGGGGUCUUCCAAAAUCGAGAAGAUUGGUGCAUAUGGCUAGGUCACUUCACCUUACAAUUUGUAUGGCACUCUGGCCCGGGGUUGUGGUGUGGUAGGGAAGAACGGGGGAUAAUCCCACACAGGAGCUUCGAACAACGUCCGGUUCACGUUUGGCUGGAUAACUCCACCACCACACGGGGUAUGCGGUCGGCGAUGGGGUCAAAAUGCUCGUAUGAUCGAGGGCUUUUCGAUGGAUCUAUCGGCGGGUUCUUAUUCGAAAAAUCGAGCGAGUUCGUGGUGGAGCGGUUGACUCAAAGAAUCUGA